UCACAUAAUUUUUUUCUUUCAUUUGUUCGGUAAAUAAUCAUCAUCAAGUUUCUUUCUGCAGAAAAAAAUGGUGUCUCAUUCUAAAUUCAUUGCUUGUCGAGUAUGCGACAAGGUAUUUCUUCAUGCUCUUCCAUUGCUUUAUCACUUCGAUGAAGUUCAUGGAAGAGCAGGUUAUGUGGUCGCAACACAACGAAGUGGUUACCCUGUGUCAAGGACAACACCCUUCAAGUUAAAUUCUAUACAAUCUCAAUUUGCUUCAAGACCAAAUGAUCAUGCUAGUUUUCGUCCAAUGAUUGAAGAAUCACAUUCAAAGGGUCAAGCGUACAAUGAUAAGGAGUUGAACCUAUUUGGUUUCACAAAGCCUUUUAACAAGCAACUGGACAAGUCCUUCAAUUUUGAAAAUAUUGAAGACAAAGAUCAAAAUGUGGACUUGGAAUUAAAACUCUAGAAUAUAGUCAAAAGACCAAAGGCGUGAAAUAGCUCCUAAAAGUGUUUAGCUAGUGGUGUUCUCCCAAACUUAGGUUUUUAAUGAUGUUUUUCUUUAUGAAUAUCUUAGUUGUCCUUCUUGUCAUAUCCAUCUCUCCCCACCUCGCCUUUAUUUUAUUUUGAGUCGAGUCUUUUAAAUAUUGGUAUAAUAAAGUUUAAAACUUCUUAAAACAAAAUUAUUUCUCUCUCUUCUUUUUAUCAACAUGUUCAAGGGAUAACUCCUAAUAAGAGUGUUUCUCUACUCUCAAUGCGCAAAUAAGAGACCUCUUAUUUAGAUCACACGGAUUACAUACAUUCCACUAGAUCUUAAUUUAUAUAUAUCUAAUAUAUUAGCAAGAUUAAUUUAAAUUUGUUUUCUCACAUAGAGUUCAUUAAAUGAGGGAAGCUCUUCUGAUCAAAGCUUCUCCAUUCUCAAGGAUCGAAUACAAAACAUUUAAUUAAGAAUUAAGGAAUCACAUUUAUCCUAUCAUAUCCUUUGCUAGUAUGUGAAAGGACAUGUCUAAGAUUAUGCGACCUCUCCAUGAAAUGCAAUAUUAUUUUUAUUUUUUUUUGGUUUUUCUUUAUAAUUUUGCUAAAAACUCAAGUAAUUAUAUUUAUAUAUACUCCCUCCAUUUAGAAAAGACAAUUUUUUUUCCUUUUGGCAGUACUUUAAUUUCAGAUCUCCACAUAACACAAUUUUAGAGGCCACAAGAUUAAAAAAUAUUUUUAAGUUUUAAUACAUUUGACAUAACUUUAAUUUAGGAUCACA
This is a messenger RNA of Solanum lycopersicum (tomato), 1234 nucleotides long. Lineage: Eukaryota; Viridiplantae; Streptophyta; Magnoliopsida; Solanales; Solanaceae. The record is from RefSeq and is a predicted model, not a curated record.